CUUUGUGUAAAAGAGUGGAGCUCGAUCUCGCAGUAUCGCUCUUCCCUCUUCCCCCGAAUCCUUUUAAAACUCUCCCCCUGGGUGUAUACCCCCCCGAACCUCUCCCCUUCUACCCUUAAAACCCCACCCUCCCCCUGAAUACAUCUCAAGGCACGGAUCAGAUUCCAUUUUUUUGUGACCAAAGACCCCAGCUUUUUGGACUCACCAGCCCCUGUCCUACACGCUGCAGUUAUGGACUCCGGUGUGAUUGAAGGAGGGCUCAAUGUCACCCUCACCAUCAGAUUGCUCAUGCACGGCAAGGAAGUCGGAAGCAUUAUCGGCAAGAAAGGUGAAUCGGUGAAGAAAAUGAGAGAAGAGAGCGGCGCUCGCAUCAACAUUUCCGAGGGGAACUGCCCAGAGAGGAUCAUCACCCUGGCUGGCCCUACCACCGCCAUCUUCAAGGCUUUCUCCAUGAUCAUCGAGAAGCUGGAAGAGGACAUCAGCAGCUCCAUGACCAACAGCACGGCCACCAGCAAGCCGCCGGUGACGCUGCGCAUCGUGGUCCCCGCCAGCCAGUGCGGCUCCCUCAUCGGCAAGGGCGGCUGCAAGAUCAAAGAGAUCAGAGAGUCGACAGGUGCGCAGGUUCAGGUUGCCGGAGACAUGCUCCCCAACUCCACCGAGCGCGCCAUCACCAUCGCCGGCACCCCCCAGUCCAUCAUCGAGUGCGUCAAGCAGAUCUGCGUGGUCAUGCUGGAGUCUCCUCCUAAGGGAGUCACCAUCCCUUACAGACCCAAGCCAUCAGGAUCCCCCGUCAUCUUUGCCGGCGGGCAGGCGUACGCCGUUCAAGGACAGCACGCCAUCCCACAGCCAGAUUCUUCCUCUGCCUCCAUCUCUCCACAGCUCACAAAGCUUCACCAGCUGGCCAUGCAGCAAAGCCCCUUUCCGCUGGCCCCCAGCAACCAAGGCUUUACUGGGAUGGACGCUUCAGCCCAGACGGGGUCCCAUGAGAUGACCAUUCCAAACGAUUUAAUUGGCUGCAUCAUCGGUCGCCAGGGCGCCAAGAUCAACGAGAUCCGGCAGAUGUCCGGCGCUCAGAUCAAGAUCGCCAACCCGGUGGAGGGGUCGUCCGACCGGCAGGUGACCAUCACCGGCUCCCCGGCCAGCAUCAGCCUGGCCGAGUACCUCAUCAACGCCAGGCUUUCCUCUGAGGCGACCGGGCUGGCGACCAACUGAACCGGCUCCUCCCACCUGCUGCACUAACUCCGCCCCUUUUACCAUGGUCACCUGUCAGAGUGGUUAAUGCAACAAUCCAGUAUUCCAAAUUCUCCCUUACAUCACCUCCCUUUUUUUCAUUGGUGUUUUUGUUAAAUUUAUGCCCGCCCCUUACGAUGAGCUGGGGGAAAAAAAAAAAACUUUUUUAUUUAUUUUUUUUCCUUAAAGAAUUUUGUUUUAAAAUUCCCUUUUUGAGUCCAGUUGGUGGUUUUAAAUGAUAUUAUGUUUUUUGAUGGGAAAAAAACAAAAUCUUGUGGUCUCCAUCUUUGUUUGGCAUCAAAAGUGUAGAGGUGGAAAAAUCUGAAUAGGCAUAGGUUUAGUUAUGUAACGUCAGAUUAUCUUUUUUUUUCUUUAAAAAUAAAAAGACAAAAAAAAAGAAAAAUAAAAAAAAAUCCAAAAAAUAAAAUAGAUUGACUGCUCUCUUGCGUUUUUUUUUUUUUUUUUUUUGUUUGUUUUUGUUUUUUUUUUUUUCUUUUCGUUUCUUGGUUAACCACGUCACCCUCCCACCCAGGGUUUGCAGACCAGCCGACCGAAAGUUUGAUAAUGGCCAAACUCGCGUGCUUUAGUGGUAGUAGAUACGUAAUUGUCACUGUGGGGAAGAGAUUUUGUAGAAUUUGUCUUGUAACCAGUGGCAUUUGGGUAUGACAUAACCUUAACACCAUUUAAAGUGGACGUAAAAUCUCUCGGUGUUAUUUUAACGGUAUGGGUUGACGUCAGACUUGAUUUGUUUUUCUGUGUCAUUCCUAUUUUUCCACCUUCCCCUUUUGCCCUGUUUUAUUUAAAGUGUUGGAGUUGGGGGGGGGGGGGGGGGGGGGGGGGGUGGGGGGGGGUGGGGGCAGGUCUGGUUGGGGUGGGGGUCACAGAUUCGUUUGCAGAAAAGCAGAGGGAAUUUUUUUUUUUGAUUUUUUUUUUUGUAAAGACUGAUACUACUAAACUGAGUUGGAAUAUUUGUUUUAAAUGGAGAAAAUAUUUUUUUUAACUACCAAAGGGGGUGACACUGUCUGAUGAUUGAUUGAUUGACAAGUCUGUAUAUGUGACGAGACUAUUAAAUUUGAGCAUUAAACUGAAACUAGACAAAGGACCGGUAUUGGAUUAACACUAGUUUCCUGCUUUUCUUUGCUGGAGUCAGAUAUUUUUAUUCUUUGCGGGGAAAAAAUAAACUCCUUUUUUGUGCACGUUUUCAAAGCUUACAGACCUGGGUGCCACAGAAUUUGUUGGGGAAAAAUACAGAAUUAAAAAGAUGUGAGAUGCUAAAAGAA
Anguilla rostrata (American eel) is the source of this 2510-nucleotide messenger RNA. Its product is annotated as poly(rC)-binding protein 2-like. Gene Ontology annotation, molecular function: single-stranded DNA binding; mRNA binding. The transcript is spliced from 13 exons. The coding region runs from base 232 to 1212 and encodes 326 amino acids. Gene Ontology annotation, biological process: regulation of RNA metabolic process; regulation of gene expression. The record is from RefSeq and is a predicted model, not a curated record. Gene Ontology annotation, cellular component: nucleoplasm; cytoplasm; nucleus. Lineage: Eukaryota; Metazoa; Chordata; Actinopteri; Anguilliformes; Anguillidae.